AAUUGUCGAUUGUCCAGCUCUGCGGCUUGGACGUGGUCGAGUACCUCGAUAAGAUACAAUUGUGAAGCGAAAUGCGACAUGCCUCAGGCGGGAUCCCCGCGAAACACGUCAUGCAUCGUGCCAAAGUGUAUGUGAUGAUUUUCCAUGCAACAGGUCCUGACAAGCUGGGCAUGGGCGGUGUGAAUCCAGCGCGGGUCAGGAAGAAAAAAUGUGACGUCUCAUCAACGAUUCUACGCAUCAAAAGCACGCCGUGUAUUAUGGAGGAUAAUUUCAAGUCGUCUUUGCCGUCUGCGAAUUCGUUUCACACCAGCGACUCCGUCCUGUACCGCGGCACGAGAUCCACUUGCUCUCUCAACUCCGCGGCGUCGUCGUCCCUGUCCGAAGGCUCGUGGACGCUUCGGGAACGCUUCCGGGGUCUGCGCCGCGGCGCCCAGUCGGCCCUGCUCAGGGCCUUCAGCACGGAGAGCAUCUACAGGCCGCAGAAGAGCGAGAUCUCGGCGGCGGUGGCGACGGAGCAGGAACGGCAGAACGGAGAAGAGCCGACGCCGCGACCGAAGUCCACAUCUCGGGUGUCUGGGCUCAAGGAGCGGAUGAGCUUUCGUCGCAAGAAGAGGCACCUCACGUCCCAGGGACCCGCUGUUCAAAUCAGUGCAGACAGUGACACCGACCCACUGUGGACGGGCGGGCAGCCGGCACAUGUGUGCGGACAGCUCCUUCAGGGAAACGCGGACGGGUCCCACGUGGUCGAGUUGAGUCGGCCUCAGGGACAGUCCUUCGGGUUCUUCCUAGCCCGGGGUCGCAUCCGAGACCACCAAGGCGUCUUCGUGUCCCGCAUGCACGACGGCCACACAGAACAGGCGCUGCGAGGACUAUUGGAAGUCAAUGACGAGAUCGUGGAAGUGAACGGCACGGAUGUUCAACACGCUGACAUCAUGACCGUCAAUUCCCUCAUGACGAAUCAAAAUACUCUGCUACUCACUGUGCUACCUUACAUCUGCCGCAAGGACAUUUGACUAUGUUUUGAGACAAAACGCCGACACUUGGCAAAGACGAAGGACAACGCGACAACACAAAGUGAGACUACGUGUUUAUUGCUUGUCCUUCGCAUUUCCCCAGUCUCGGUGUUUUGUAUUAAAAUAGUAUGUUCUACCAUCAGCAGCUAGUUUGCUUCCCAACUGCUUGUACAUUUGAUUGCUGGCGUCGAAGGGACCCGGAAAUAUUUGCAUUUUCAAACCGCUGACAACUGUAAUGUUCAUCAACGCCUGACCUGUGAUAUAUCACCCGUGUGAAGUCUCUUCACAACAAUGUGUGUGUAUACAAGGUGUUUGACUUGUUAAUUUAAACAGAUUUAUGUAUUUGUUAUGUAUUUAUUACGCUCAUGAACAUUAAAUCAGAAGAAAAUCGUCAGGGAAUGCUAACAAAUUAAA
Molecule: messenger RNA, 1427 nt
Organism: Ixodes scapularis (black-legged tick)
Lineage: Eukaryota; Metazoa; Arthropoda; Arachnida; Ixodida; Ixodidae
Exons: 4
Coding region: 72-1013 (313 amino acids)
Biological process (GO): regulation of cellular localization; establishment or maintenance of cell polarity; centrosome cycle
Cellular component (GO): nucleus; cell cortex; apical plasma membrane
Molecular function (GO): protein kinase C binding
Source: RefSeq, a predicted model, not a curated record